Cydia strobilella is the source of this 2208-nucleotide messenger RNA. Its product is annotated as putative phosphatidate phosphatase. NCBI's taxonomy places the organism in Eukaryota, Metazoa, Arthropoda, Insecta, Lepidoptera, Tortricidae. Gene Ontology annotation, cellular component: plasma membrane. The coding region runs from base 29 to 880 and encodes 283 amino acids. The record is from RefSeq and is a predicted model, not a curated record. The transcript has 6 exons. Gene Ontology annotation, molecular function: phosphatidate phosphatase activity. Gene Ontology annotation, biological process: phospholipid metabolic process; signal transduction; phospholipid dephosphorylation.
UAGUUGAUUUCCCUGUGUAGCGUAUGAGAUGGCUCAGGACAAGUUAAUAUGGAAGAUCGUGUUGGAUUUCUUUAUAUUAUGCUGUUUGGCCUCUCCCCUCCUGUACUUCCAGUUCUGGAGCAAGCCAAAGCUAGGAGGUUUCUUCGUGGAUGACCACAGCCUCCACCUGCCGUAUACACAGCAAACUGUACCUGAGGCUGCGCUGGCGCCGGCUGGCUUCGCUCUUGUCAUUGUGACGAUAAUAAUCGUCGAAUAUGUCCGCGACAAGAAGGGCCGGAGCGUCGGCGAGAAGUUCUUAUGCGACCACCUGAUCCCCGGCUGGGUGUGGACCAGCUACGUUACCAUUGGUAUCUUCACGUACGGCGCAGUCGUGCAGCAGGUCACGUCCGAGACUCUGAAACAUAUCGUUGGGAGGCUUAGGCCGCAUUUCUUUGAUGUCUGCCGUCCGAUCUACAACGCGUCAGACCCUGCCAAUGCCAACGGCUUCAUCCAGGUCUUCACCUGCGCAGACCCGAACGAUUCGCGCACGAAAGAGCUCAGCCAGCUCAGCCUGUCAUUCCCUAGCGCGCAUGCAAGCUUCGCUAUGUACAUCGCCGUAUUCUACAUUAUAUACCUCCAACUGAAAUGUAAAUGGCGAGGUUCGAAACUGCUCCGACACGCAGUGCAGUUCCUCAUUCUGUUGGCUGCGUUAUACGUUGGCAUAUCGAGGGUUGUAGAAAACUUUCAUCACAGAGAUGACGUGGCUAUCGGCUUCGUCAUAGGAGCCAUCGCGGCCGUUCUAGUGGUGAAAUUUGUGCUGAAACCCAAGAAGUACAUGUCUGGGACGUGGCAGGAGACGCAACAGCAGAAUAUCCUGCCGCGGCCGGUGUUGGCACGGUGACUUGGCGACUUUAGAAUUGCAAACUAAAAUAUGGCUUUGCUUGGCUUUUGAGUGGACUUGAGGACGUUAUUUCUGCGCAUGUUUGAGAAAAAAUCAUUUUUCUCAAUCAUUAGAAACGCGCCAGCAAAAGAUUUUUACACAACAUUGUCGGUCUAGGCCUACAAAUUGAGCUGUGUGUUCUAUUCGUUUCGUUACUAGCAAAAGGAACUGAGUACUGAGUUAAGUAUGAAAUCGGUUUUUUGACGUUAAAUUAAUUUUAACGUGACUAAAACUAUAUACUGUUAUUAUGUAGGUAGGAAUUAUAUAGGUAUUUCAAUAGGUAUGUCAGUAAGAGCGUUUUCACAUUGUCCGGUCCGAUAUCGGAAGGAAGUAAAAUGUAACAUAUAUGUGCUUCUCCGUAUUUAUUUAUGCAUUUAAUGAAUCAUUAUUACUAAAAACUAACUUAGUGCCAAUGGCACUCUCCUGCAGAUGUUUUUUCAUAGGUCCGACAUCCGAUAUCGGAAAGGCGCUUCCGAUAAAUCAAAGAUAGAUAUAACUCCGUAAUAGAUAGAUACAGUCUAAGGAAAAAACGUGCCUCGAAAAUCAAGAAAAUUUGAUUCUCGUUCAGAGGGCGCUACUAGCUUUGGCCAACUGUCGUAUAGAUGGCGUUGACGGUUUCGUUUGUUAUUUAACAAUUUUAACGCAUAUCAGUGAAAGAACAUGGGUCAAAAUAAUAAAAAUAAUUAAUGCAAAUAAAAAAAAUCAUUUAUCCAUAUCUAAAUACAUUUUAUCGUAUUUUUUAAAAUAUUUAUUUUUAGUUUUAAAGUGUGUCGACAGAUGGCAGUGAAUUUACUGGGGUUACAAAAUUUAGUAUGACUUUACCGCUCUAGUAUAAGUUACUCUAUGGAUAAAUUCAGCCAUGUCGGAGCCCCUUGUCAGCCGCUGGGCCGAUAAUAUUUGUUUGUGUGCGUAUGUGUAGGCAUAAUGCUUGUUGUAGUAUGCGUGGCCGAUAAAGACGGCGCCCGUGCGCGCCCCCGCGGCCUGACUACGGAAAUAUAGGAUCCUGCAUCCGAUAUCGGAUCGGACGAUGUUAAAAACGCUCUAAGGGACGUCGACAUAAAAUAGUCGACCUCGAUCGAUGCCAAAAGUUAGACCAAGAUAAGAAAUGGACAGCAUACGCAGUGCAAGUGUUAUAUACACGUCAUAAUUCCAUAGAAGAUGGACGUUUAAAAUAACACUUGUACUGCGUGUGCUAUUAAAAUCGUUGCAGACUUCUUGGUCUAACUCUAGGUAUUUUUUUACAAAGGGACUAAGUUGUUCUUUGACCUUUGGUGCUAAUAUUGAUAGGC